Messenger RNA from Nicotiana attenuata, 1136 nucleotides. RefSeq lists its product as uncharacterized. Bases 51 to 971 code for a protein of 306 amino acids. The transcript is spliced from 3 exons. The record is from RefSeq and is a predicted model, not a curated record. Lineage: Eukaryota; Viridiplantae; Streptophyta; Magnoliopsida; Solanales; Solanaceae.
AAUAUUAAGAGAGCUUUACUUUCUUUAUCCCAUAAAAGAAUUUGGAGGCCAUGGUCGGAAUAAUGGCUAGAAGACCUCUAAGUCACCGGAUUUUGACGUGGGACAACCGGAAAACUGAUAUUUCCGGCGAGCCUGCGAUUAAUAUUUCUGACACAGUUUUUAGUUUUCUCGAUGAAGAGGGUCAAGGUUCAUCACUAGAAAGUGUUAGUGAUGAUGUUAAUUAUUUUGAAGAUGAAAAUGAGGAGAAAGAAAACUCUGAAAAUGUUGAAGACAAUCAGUUCUGGGAAACUCAACAUCAACUUUUACAAUCUGUAUUAUGCCGGCCGACGCCAUUAGAGUCACAGCUCAGAAGCAUUACUAAAGAAACAAUAAAAGAGGGAAAGCACUCAGCAGAAAAUGGCUGCUCUAAUUGCAGCUGUAAAAUGGUCAAUAAUGGCUGCCACAACUGUCUCAUGAAAGAGGUGUGUAGUCGUCUACAAAAUACAGGUUUCAAUUCUGCAAAUUGCAAGUCUAAAUGGAGGAGCUCACCAGAUAUUCCCUCAGGUGAACACACAUUCAUAGACGUGGUAGACAAUUCCAACCCUAAAAGAGGAGAAGUAAGGGUUAUUAUUGAAUUAAAUUUUCGAGCCGAGUUUGAAAUAGCGAAAGCAAGCGAAGAGUACAAUCGACUGGUGAAAUGCCUACCAGAAGUAUUUGUUGGAAAAAUUGAGAGAUUAAUGUCACUAAUCAAAAUUUUGUGCGAUGCUGCUAAGAAAUGCAUGAAGGAGAAGAAAAUGCAUAUGGGGCCAUGGCGAAAGCAAAAAUACAUGCAAGCUAAGUGGCUUAAAACAUCUGAACGUGUGACUGCUAAACCUCAAUUAUCAACUGACGAAUACUCAAGCCGAUUGCCACGGCCGAAGACAUCCAUGCUAACUGUUGAUUUGUUGGAAAAUUUUCCGUAUUUACAUCGUACUGCUAUUGAAGUGGUGUGAAGGUAGAGAUAUAUAGACAUUAAUUAGUCCUUUGAGCUUAUAAUAAGCUAAUGAACUCGAGUAUAGAUUAUAUUUUGUAACAAGUGAAAAGUGGCUGACUGUGUACGAUUUUUGAAUGAGUUUGACACUAAUAAAGAAAAGAGAGGAAAACAUCUUAUCCCUUAA